Molecule: messenger RNA, 2703 nt
Organism: Morus notabilis
Lineage: Eukaryota; Viridiplantae; Streptophyta; Magnoliopsida; Rosales; Moraceae
Product: probable disease resistance protein At4g33300
Exons: 5
Coding region: 110-2593 (827 amino acids)
Biological process (GO): defense response to fungus
Molecular function (GO): ADP binding
Source: RefSeq, a predicted model, not a curated record
ACACGAGCAGACGGGCAUAUAUUAAGGAAGUAGUUAGUCAUCCUUUCCACCCAGCUAAAACUAAAACAAUUAUUUUAACCAACCCACCCGCCACCAUCCCACCUGGAAGAUGGCGGUGACGGACUUCUUCGCCGGCGAGAUCGCGACGGAGCUGCUGAAGCAGCUGUGGGACAUAUCCCGAAAGUCAUGCCUCUGCAAAUCAACCGCCGACAACCUCAUAUCCCACCUGGAGCAGCUCCUCCCCAUCAUCCAGGAGAUCAAGUACACCGGCGUCGAGCUCUCCGCCGUCCGGCAGGCCCAGCUGGACCGAUUCUCCGAGCUCCUCCGCGACGGCAAGGAGCUCGCCACCAAGGUCCUCAACUCCGCCCGCUGGAACUUCUACAAGAACCUCAUGUACGCCCGCAAGCUCGAGCGCCUCGAGAAGCGCGUCGCCGUCUUCAUGCAGGGCCCACUCCAGGCCCACCUCCUCGCCGACGUCCACCACCUCCGCUUUGACACCGCCGAGCGGUUCGACCGCCUCGACCAGUCCAACCACCGGAUCGAGACCUGGCUCGGCUCCCUCAAGAUCGGCGUCGGAGGACCAGCCUGGGUCGAGGAGGCGAUUCGGCAGGCCGAGGAGGAUGACCACCACGCCAUGAACGAGGAGGGUAGUUUGGUCAAUAUGGGUCUGGACUUGGGGAAGAAGAAGGUUAAGGAGAUGGUUAUCGGGAGAGACGAUUUGAGUGUCGUUGGGAUUUCCGGCAUUGGCGGCUCUGGCAAAACCACUCUCGCCAGAGAGUUUUGCAGAGACGAUGAUGUUAAAUCUCACUUCAAGGACAGGAUUUUGUUCCUAACGGUGUCACAAUCUCCGAACGUGGAGCAGUUGCGGUCGAGGAUUUGGGGGUUUUUGAUGGGGAACGAUAAUCUGGGGGCCAAUUACGUUAUUCCUGAAUGGAACUUACAGUGUCCAUUGAAGACAAGCGUCCGAAAUCUGGUCGUUUUGGACGACGUUUGGUCGCUUCAAGUGCUAGAAAGGCUGAUCUUCAAAAUCCCCGGCUGCAAAACACUUGUCGUUUCUCGUUUCAAGUUCCCGACGGUCCUCAAUACAACGUACGAAGUCGAGUUGUUGAGAGAACAAGAAGCUCUUGCUCUGUUUUGUCACUCUGCCUUUGGACAGAAAUCCAUGCCUCCGAAUGCUAAUCAUAAUCUGGUCAAACAGAUUGUCAACAAGUGUAAAGGUCUUCCGUUAGCCCUCAAGGUCAUUGGAGCUUCGUUACGGGACCAGCCGGAAAUGUACUGGGAAAGCGCCAAGAACAGGUUGUCUCGCGGGGAAGCCAUUUGCGAGUCCCACGAGAAUCACCUUCUUGAGCGAAUGGCGAUAAGCGUGAACUGCUUGUCUGAUAAAGUUAGGGAGUGUUUCUUGGACUUGGGAGCUUUCCCCGAGGACAAGAAAAUCCCCUUGGAUAUCCUCAUCAACAUGUGGGUCGAAUUGCACGACAUCGACGUGCAAGAAGCCUUCGCCAUUCUCGUCGAGCUCGCGAACAAGAAUUUGCUCACCCUGGUAAAAGAUGCGCGAGAUGGAGAUGUGUACACCAGCUACUAUGACGUUGCUGUUACUCAGCAUGAUGUGUUGAGGGACCUGGCACUGCAUCUGAGUAACCGUGGCAAUAUAAGUGAGCGGAAGAGGUUACUAAUGCCGAGGAGAGAAGCGGGGCUUCCAAAAGAAUGGGAAAGGAAUUCAGAUAAUCCAUUUAACGCUCGGAUUGUUUCUGUUCAUACAGGGGAAAUGAACGAAAUGGACUGGUUCCAAAUGGAGUUUCCAAAGGCUGAAGUUCUGAUAUUGAAUUUCUCAUCAGAGGAAUACUUCUUACCUCCCUUCAUGGAGUACAUGCCAAUGCUUAGGGCAUUGGUAAUCAUAAAUUACCAUUCAGCCAAUGCAUUCCUUCGCAAUUUCCCUGAAUUUUCGAGCCUGGCCAACCUAAGGAGUCUCUGGCUUGAAAAAGUUUCAGUCCCUCAGUUAUCAACUUCCACUGUCCCACUAAAAAAUUUGAGAAAACUAUCCCUGGUCCUCUGCAAGAUCAACAACAGCUUUGAUCAAUCUGUGGUGGACUUGCCCCAUACAUUCCCUGCUUUGUUGGAAUUCACGAUCGAUCACUGUGACGACUUGUACGAGCUUCCUUCGAGCAUCUGCAUGAUGCCUUUCCUCCAGAAUAUGAGCAUCACCAAUUGUCACUAUCUAUACAAACUACCAGCUGAGCUGGGAAAGCUCAGGUCUCUACAUAUUCUGAGGUUAUAUGCGUGCCCUGAACUAAAGGAGCUUCCUCUCAGCAUUUGCGAGCUACUUGGCUUGAAAUAUCUCGACAUAUCGCAAUGCGUUAAACUGUCAUGUCUUCCUCAAGGGAUCGAUAGGCUUGCGAGCUUGGAAAAGAUCGACAUGCGGGAGUGUUCUAGGUUCAGGAGUAUCCCAAAGUUUUCUGCUUCUUUGAAGUCUUUAAGGCAGGUAAUCUGCGAUGAUGAGGUCUCUUGGCUAUGGGAGGACGCCAAGAGCGCAUUGCCGAAUCUUUACAUUAAGGUUGCCGAGAAAUAUUUCAGCCUGGACUGGCUUGACGAGUGAACUAUAUCUAGUGACCAUCAAAAAUUGUAUUUGGUGUUUGAUGUACAUAAUUUUGUAAACAAUUUCCGAAGUAAUAAGAAGUUCUAUUCCACUCUCUUUUUGCAUUUUCA